This is a messenger RNA of Scedosporium apiospermum, 1386 nucleotides long. RefSeq lists its product as uncharacterized. The transcript is spliced from 7 exons. Gene Ontology annotation, biological process: GABA catabolic process. Bases 1 to 1386 code for a protein of 461 amino acids. Gene Ontology annotation, molecular function: pyridoxal phosphate binding. The record is from RefSeq and is a predicted model, not a curated record. Gene Ontology annotation, cellular component: mitochondrion. NCBI's taxonomy places the organism in Eukaryota, Fungi, Ascomycota, Sordariomycetes, Microascales, Microascaceae.
AUGGCCAGAACUAUCCAAACUUCUGUGGUGACCGAGGUCCCCGGGCCCCAGUCUAAGGCGGCGACAAAGAAACUCGAUACCUUCUUCGACUCCCGCGCUGUACAUUUCGUUGUAGACUAUGAGAAGAGUUCUGGCAACUACAUCGUUGACGUGGAUGGCAAUAAAUAUCUCGAUGUAUACUCGCAGAUUGCCUCAAUCCCUGUGGGUUACAAUAAUCCUGCUCUCGUCGCCGCCGCCCAAUCGCCAUUGAUGGUCGCUGCCCUCGUCAACCGUCCGGCUAUUGGUAAUUUCCCCUCUCGCGAUUGGCACGACAUUCUUAAGGAUGGACUCCUCCGUGUUGCACCGAAAGGCCUCGAUCACAUCUUUACCGCGCAGUCUGGAUCUGAAGCAAAUGAGCUGGCUUUCAAAGCCUCGUUUAUGUUUUAUAGGCGGAAGGAGCGUGGCCACGGAGUGGAGUGGACUGAUGAGGAAAUCAAAUCUUGCCUGGACAACGCGAAACCUGGGUCCCCAGACCUAGCCGUCCUGAGUUUCGCAAACUCUUUCCACGGCCGAGGUUUUGGCAGCUUGUCGACAACUCGUUCCAAGGCGGUGCACAAACUUGAUAUCCCUUCAUUCAAGUGGCCCCAGGCACCGUUCCCUGCCCUUAAGUACCCUCUCGACAAGCAUGUUGAGGAGAAUGCUGCAGAGGAGCAACGGUGCCUGGAUGAGGUUGAGCGCCAGAUUACCAGUUGGCAUUGCCCAGUAGCGGCCCUGAUUGUUGAGCCGAUCCAGAGUGAGGGAGGCGACAAUCAUGCCUCCGCCGUAUUCUUCCAAGGGUUGCGUGACCUUACUAAGAAGCAUGGUGUCGUUAUGAUUGUAGAUGAGGUGCAAACUGGUUUUGGUGCUACCGGCAAAUUCUGGGCGCAUGAGCACUGGAACUUGACAUCCCCUCCUGACAUAGUCACCUUCUCAAAGAAGGCCCAGACUGCUGGAUACUUCUUUGGUGAUCGCAUGCUUAUUCCGGAUAAGGCGUACCGCCAGUUUAACACCUGGAUGGGCGACCCGGCGCGUGCGGUCUUGAGCAAGGCCGUCGUUGGCGAGAUUUUGGAGAAGAACUUGGUCGAGGAAUGCGCUCGUGUUGGAGACGCUCUCUAUGCUGAACUUGGAAAGCUUGCACAGAAACAUCCUCAGCACAUCCGCAACCUUCGAGGGAAGGGUUACGGAACAUACAUUUCCUUCGACACGAAGGAUUCUGCUGCACUUGUAAGAAGCAUGAAGGAACUCGGCGUCAAUGUAGGCACAUGCGGUGUUCAGACUGUCCGUCUACGACCCAUGCUCAUUUUCGAGGAGUCUCACAUACCCAUUCUCAUCACUGCGUUGGACAAGGCUCUUUCUCUUAAUAGGUAA